Tupaia belangeri chinensis (Chinese tree shrew) is the source of this 2052-nucleotide messenger RNA. It is a transcript of the gene NECTIN1, whose product is annotated as nectin cell adhesion molecule 1. Lineage: Eukaryota; Metazoa; Chordata; Mammalia; Scandentia; Tupaiidae. Gene Ontology annotation, cellular component: adherens junction. Gene Ontology annotation, biological process: heterophilic cell-cell adhesion; homophilic cell-cell adhesion; protein localization to cell junction. The record is from RefSeq and is a predicted model, not a curated record. The coding region runs from base 107 to 1657 and encodes 516 amino acids. The transcript has 7 exons.
CGGAGCGCUCGCGGGUCGGCAGUGAUCCGCCCUCGUCUUCCCGGCUGCUUCUGGAGCGCGGGGAGCGCUCUCCUCGCCGCCCCUCUCGCCGGAUACCCGGCCCCCGAUGGCUCGGAUGGAGCUUGCGGGCGCCGCUGGACGCUGGUGGGGACUCGCUCUCGGCUUGACCGCAUUCUUCCUCCCAGGUGCCCACACGCAGGUGGUCCAGGUGAACGACUCCAUGUAUGGCUUCAUCGGCACAGACGUGGUGCUGCACUGCAGCUUUGCCAACCCACUGCCCAGCGUGAAGAUCACCCAGGUCACGUGGCAGAAGGCCACCAACGGCUCCAAGCAGAACGUGGCCAUCUACAACCCUGCCAUGGGCGUCUCAGUGCUGGCGCCCUACCGCGAGCGGGUAGAGUUCCUGCGGCCCUCCUUCACCGAUGGCACCAUCCGCCUGUCCCGCCUGGAGUUGGAGGACGAAGGGGUCUACAUCUGCGAGUUUGCCACCUUCCCUACGGGCAACCGUGAGAGCCAGCUCAACCUCACUGUGAUGGCCAAACCCACCAACUGGAUAGAGGGCACCCAGGCAGUGCUUCGAGCCAAGAAGGGGCAGGACGACAAGGUCCUGGUGGCCACCUGCACCUCAGCCAACGGGAAGCCCCCCAGUGUGGUAUCCUGGGAAACACGGCUGAAGGGCGAGGCAGAGUACCAGGAGAUCCGGAACCCCAACGGCACGAUGACGGUCAUCAGCCGGUACCGCCUGGUGCCCAGCCGGGAAGCCCACCGGCAGUCCCUGGCCUGCAUCGUCAACUACCACAUGGACCGCUUCAAGGAGAGCCUCACCCUCAACGUGCAGUAUGAGCCCGAGGUGACCAUCGAGGGGUUCGACGGUAACUGGUACCUGCAGCGGAUGGACGUGAAGCUCACGUGCAAGGCCGAUGCCAACCCCCCGGCCACCGAGUACCACUGGACCACGCUGAAUGGCUCUCUCCCCAAGGGCGUGGAGGCCCAGAACAGAACCCUCUUCUUCAGGGGACCCAUCAACUACAGCCUGGCUGGGACCUAUGUCUGUGAGGCCACAAACCCCAUCGGCACCCGCUCGGGCCAGGUGGAGGUCAACAUCACAGAAUUCCCCCACACCCCGUCUCCUCCUGAACAUGGGCGGCGCGCCGGGCCGGUGCCCACGGCCAUCAUUGGGGGUGUGGCAGGGAGCGUGCUGCUGCUGCUGAUUGUGGUCGGCGGGAUCGUGGUGGCCCUGCGCCGGCGCCGGCAUACCUUCAAGGGCGAUUACAGCACCAAGAAGCACGUGUACGGCAACGGCUACAGCAAGGCGGGCAUCCCCCAGCACCACCCGCCCAUGGCGCAGAACCUGCAGUACCCGGAUGACUCGGACGACGAGAAGAAGACCGGCCCGCUGGGCGGGAGCAGCUAUGAGGAGGAAGAGGAGGAGGAAGGGGGAGGAGGGGGUGAGCGCAAAGUGGGCGGCCCCCACCCCAAGUACGACGAGGACGCCAAGCGGCCCUACUUCACAGUGGAUGAGGCCGAGGCCCGUCAGGACGGCUACGGGGACCGGACUCUGGGCUACCAGUACGACCCCGAGCAGCUGGACUUAGCUGAGAACAUGGUUUCUCAGAACGACGGGUCUUUCAUUUCCAAGAAGGAGUGGUAUGUGUAGCCCCCCUUGCAGAGCCUCUGUACCCACUCUACCCAGCCCCUACCCGCACGCCCCCUGCCCGACCCCCACCACAGACUCCACCAGGAGCUCAACAGAGACUCAGCCCCAGCUGCCCAAAGCCAGCCCCCAACGGGGGAGCCAGGGGAGCCCAAGGCAGAUACAACUUGGCUUUGUUUUUUAUUUCCCCCUUCUCCGCAGCCCCUUCCCCAUGGUGUUGUGUUCGACUGUGGCUUUGGUGUCGCUGUAUCUUUCCUUUACCAACCGACCCCCCACCUGCCCUCUGUGUAGGGAGCCCUGUUCUCGUCUUGUGUACCUGGGCAUCCCUCCAGGGUUUGGGGAGCCAGCCCUCCCCCACCCCCGACACUGGAAUUGUUUGUGUUUUCUUCUGUGGGGGA